Molecule: messenger RNA, 651 nt
Organism: Thelazia callipaeda (thelaziosis nematode)
Lineage: Eukaryota; Metazoa; Nematoda; Chromadorea; Rhabditida; Thelaziidae
Source: the annotation of a GenBank genome assembly
AUGAAUCGAAUUUCUGCACGAGAAAGUUUUGCAUUUUUAAUGAAGUUUGCAACAAAUCUGUUACUAGCGAUGGUCACUGAGUUUGCUGUUGGCGUAAAGUAUGAUUCAUUUGAACCGAAUACAACAAAUCAUAAAAGUACACGUAAUUUGCAGGUACCUGAUUUCACGGAACCAGUUAUUAUUGUUGGUGGUGGCUUAGCUGGUUUGUCUGCCACAUUAGAAGCGAUACACGAAGGUGCAAAAGUUGUCCUUAUUGAAGGUGAAAAAGAUUUGGGUGGUAAUAGUCAAAAGGCUUCGAGUGGAAUAGCAGCUUGUAAUACUGAAGCACAGCGUAUGAGACAGAUAGCUGAUUCACCGGAUUUGUUUUAUUCAGAUACGAUGUCAGCUGGAGAUCAUGAGAAUGACCACAUAUUGGUUCAGCAAUUGGUACAUAAGUCUCCUACUGCUGUACAGUUUCUCAUUGAUAAUGGCGUUGACUUAUCUGACGUUAAUUUAUGUGGUGGGCAUUCAGUAAAAAGAGUUCACUGGAUACCACAGUCUAAAGAAGGCAAGCCGGUAGCAGUUGGUUUUAGUAUCAUCCAAGCAUUGAAGAAAGAACUUUAUUUACAUCAAAAAGCUCACCCGGAAAAGGUCAAUUUUUGUAUAUCGUAA